AUGGCCGGGAAACCUGAGACUCGGCUUGGGCAGCACAGGUACAUGUACUGGACAGACUGGGGCGAGACGCCCCGGAUUGAACGUGCGGGGAUGGACGGCAGCACCCGGAAGAUCAUCGUGGACGCGGACAUCUACUGGCCCAAUGGGCUGACCAUCGACCUGGAGGAGCAGAAGCUUUACUGGGCUGAUGCCAAACUCAGCUUCAUCCACCGAGCCAACCUGGAUGGUUCCUUCCGGCAGAAGGUGGUAGAGGGCAGCCUGACACACCCCUUUGCCCUGACGCUGUCUGGGGACACUCUGUACUGGACGGACUGGCAGACCCGCUCCAUCCAUGCCUGUAACAAGAGGACCGGUGAGAAGAGGAAGGAGAUCCUGAGUGCCCUCUACUCACCCAUGGACAUCCAGGUGCUCAGCCAGGAGCGGCAGCCUCCCUUCCACACUCGAUGUGAGGAGGACAAUGGUGGCUGCUCUCACCUGUGCCUGCUGUCCCCAAGGGAGCCUUUCUACACAUGUGCUUGCCCUACUGGCGUGCAGCUCCAGGACAACGGCAGGACGUGUAAAGCAGCGAAGGCUCUGAGCAUUGCUGGCUCUGUGCUGGGAGGGUUCGGCAGCGUAUGGCUGGGAUUUGUGCUCAGCUCUGGGCUCUGUGCUAACAG
This is a messenger RNA of Castor canadensis (American beaver), 656 nucleotides long. Lineage: Eukaryota; Metazoa; Chordata; Mammalia; Rodentia; Castoridae. The record is from RefSeq and is a predicted model, not a curated record.